AUUGAACAAGAUGCUCCGUACUACCAUCAACACCACCCGCCGCAACAUCCUCGGAUCCGUCCGUACCUAUGCCAUUGACCAAGGAUCUGGUGCUCCGGAUGCCAUGAACAAGCGCGAGAAGGCUCAGGAGGACAUGUACAUGCGCAACCGUGAGGCCGAGAAAUUGAAGAAGCUCCGCGAGUCGCUAUCGAAGCAGAAGGAGCACAUUGCCGACAUCGAGAAGCAGCUCGAUGAGUUGCACAAGAAGGAGUAAACGAAUGGAAACGAAGCGCAUACAUACCCGGAAGCUGUUACCACAAGGAUGGAAGAGAAAGAGC
Molecule: messenger RNA, 317 nt
Organism: Saitoella complicata NRRL Y-17804
Lineage: Eukaryota; Fungi; Ascomycota; Saitoellomycetes; Saitoellales; Saitoellaceae
Exons: 2
Coding region: 11-253 (80 amino acids)
Biological process (GO): negative regulation of ATP-dependent activity
Cellular component (GO): mitochondrion
Molecular function (GO): ATPase inhibitor activity
Source: RefSeq, a predicted model, not a curated record